Molecule: messenger RNA, 2141 nt
Organism: Sardina pilchardus (European sardine)
Lineage: Eukaryota; Metazoa; Chordata; Actinopteri; Clupeiformes; Clupeidae
Product: zinc finger protein 135-like
Exons: 9
Coding region: 21-1466 (481 amino acids)
Biological process (GO): regulation of gene expression; mitotic spindle assembly checkpoint signaling
Cellular component (GO): nucleus
Molecular function (GO): DNA binding
Source: RefSeq, a predicted model, not a curated record
UUUUUUCAGACAAGCGCGGGAUGAAAAUGGCAGCGGCAAGUGAGACCUCUCUUUUACUGUCUAUGAGUGAGACAGAUUCGGAAUCAAGAACGGCGGCGACCUCUGUUAAAGCAAGAGCUAGGGCAUCAAAAGCAUGGAAAUACUUCAGGACAUCUGGUGAUAGAGUCAUCUGUACACUCUGUAAGACUUCUUUGGCUUAUCACGGGAGCACGACCUCGAUGCGUGAGCACCUUAAAAGAAAACACAAAGAAGUUGCUGAAGACGCUCCAGAAAAGGAAAAGACAACAAGAAUAAGUUUAGUCAGCAAAAUGGACUUGAAACCCAACCAAGCCUGCAUCGACCUGGAGAAGGCCACCCAAUGCAUCACACAAGCAUUACAGCAUGAGGUAGUUCAGAAUCAGGAGCUCCGGAUUAUGAUUCGUCGUCUGGAGGAGAAGGAGGCGGAGACUGGGCGGAGCCUAACAGAGCAGGUGGAGUCAAACAAGCAGCUGAAGCUGAAGAUCGAUGAGUUGUAUAAACACCUGGGAGAGAAGGACCACUCACUGACACAGGCCAACCAGACUGUGACUUUCCUGAAGAAUGAGUUAAAGGACCUGAAUCUGAAACAAGAUCUGCAAAGCCAACCAAGUAUUAGGACAGUGCAGGAUGGGAACGAGUGGCCCGGGGGUGGAGAACGCCAGAUCAGGAGUCCCAGCUCUCCUCUCCAACCAGAGCAGCUGACGGCAGACGAUAAGUCGCUGGUCUCAGAACAGCUGAUAUCUGAAGGUCAAACUCCGCUGAUGUCGCCUCACGGUCCGACCCCUCUGGAGGCUCCUGUCUCGGCGAUUAAAGAAGAACGUGAUGAGAGAGCUGACCCCAGAUUGGAGUGCACUGCAGCUGAAGGAACGGACAUUACAUUUGAACAGAUCCAGACUCCGCUGGUCACGUCUGACGGUCAGAGGCUGCUGGAGGCUCCAGUCUCUGAAGAUGAAGAUGAUGGUGGUGAUGAUGAAGAGUAUGGAGAGUACAGCCAUUCAGGAAAAGGGUCGUCUCCUUCCCCCUCAAAUUCACACACACAGACGAAGAAAAGAAGACACUACUACUGCUCUGAGUGUGGCAAAACCUUUCGACUUGCAUCUGCGCUGCUUCAGCACCAGAAAACGCACAAACAGAAAAGCCAGAAGGUCCACUGUGCUCCGUGUGGCAGGAGUUUCACUUCCGAUAAGAAUCUCCUCUAUCACCAACUUGCUGUUCACACGAGAAAGAGACCUUACCAGUUCACUCGACAUCUCAAGGAUCACAAACGCUUUGAGAUAGGCAAUUGGGGAAAUUACUGUACGCAAUGUGGCAAGAGCUUCAUUCACAAGACAAGCCUUAAACGACACCAGCGCACGCACACAGGAGAGAAGCCAUACCAGUGCACUCAAUGUGGGGAGAGUUUCCUUCAACAGGGAUCUCUCAAAACGCAUCAGUGCACUCACACAUGAGAGACAUCGUCACAGUGUAUCUAAUGUGGAAAUGGUUUCUGUCAAACCAAUAAUCUGAAAGUACAUCAGUACAUUCACACUUUGAGCAAAGCAUAUUUUUGAGACAGGAGUUUCAUGUCAAACUCACACAGCACCAGUGCAACUCCCACAACGUGGUGUGCUGUGAAGUUACCCUCCACUGCACUGGGUGGCAGCACUCUGUGUAGAGUGUCUACAGUCUACAGCAUCAUUCUAAUGCUGUGUUCCAUUUGCUGUGUUCCGUUUACUCUCCGUCGUUAUGGGAUGUCACAGUGUCUACAGUCUACAGCAUCAUUCUGUCACAGGAGAAGAUUGCGAGCUGUUUCGUGGGCAAAGGUUAGCUUAGUGGGGGGCCUUGUGGCGCAGCAGGCUACAGCGCUCGUACCAUGUGUGGGUCCGAGUGCCCACGGGGACCCAGGUUCGAAUCCAGCCUGCGGUCAUGUCCCGAUCCCACCCCAUCUCUCUCUCCCACUUGUUUCCUGUCUACUCUUCACUGUCCUAUAACCGUAAAAGGCAAAAAGGCCAAGAAAUAAAUACUCCAAAAGAAAAAAAAAUGUUAGUUUGCAUUGGAAUUACAUGCAGGUGUUUCCAGAAAGGCACGUCUUCAUUCUUUAUUAUGUAUUUUUGAUUCUCAGAAUAAAUGUUUCUUUCCUUACA